Molecule: messenger RNA, 2300 nt
Organism: Acanthopagrus latus (yellowfin seabream)
Lineage: Eukaryota; Metazoa; Chordata; Actinopteri; Spariformes; Sparidae
Gene: stx11b.1
Product: syntaxin 11b, tandem duplicate 1
Exons: 2
Coding region: 503-1399 (298 amino acids)
Biological process (GO): synaptic vesicle fusion to presynaptic active zone membrane; exocytosis; intracellular protein transport
Cellular component (GO): presynaptic active zone membrane; synaptic vesicle; endomembrane system
Molecular function (GO): SNARE binding; SNAP receptor activity
Source: RefSeq, a predicted model, not a curated record
CGAGUCAUUUGGGCGUGGCUGGGAAAAUCCUCAACGUCAAUUCACCCUUGAAAAUGGGCCUGAUACUACCGGUGCCAGGUCUGUCAGGUAUCACUGACAUCAAAACUCACAAAUAAACCCUUCCUCGGAGCUUCCCUGUACAUUUCCUAACAGUAAUUCCACCCUACGAGUACAAAUUGGCUCUCUUUUUGCCUGGACACGCCAGCUGCUCUCACCUCGUCCUACCCAGUUGUCGCGCCUGAGAAGCAGCGUUUACUGCAAAGCCCAAACCGACCUGGCUUCAUUCCUCAGGUCACAUCAUCAGCUUCAGUCCUAUGGCGCGGCGCAACCCAGCUGCCUGACAAAAACUCCAGCCGAAUACCAGUUUGGGCUCUAAAGAUAGCUGCGUUACGCAUGCAGGGCCCUUUGUUUCUGCUCUCAGCCAGGCGCUGUGGCACCACGACCACCUGACAAGAGCGUAAAGUUUCAUGUCUGCGCAGAUCGGAGGGAAAACAGCCAAACCAUGAGAGACAGACUGAGCAACCUGCAGGAGAUGUCCAGCAACCACGGGGAGCCGAUGGAGGAUGAAGAGUCCUCUGUCUCCGACUCCUUCAGCAACGUGGACCUGGAGGACGAGUUGCCGCACGAAGCAGUAGUGUUUGACAACAGCCCGGCUCUGGAGGACGUCUUCGACCAGUCGCAAGAAAUCCACCGAGAGGUCCAGCUCAUCCGCCUGGACGUCAAAAGGCUUCGUGAGCAGAACUCUCGUAUGUUUCACGGCGUCACCACCAUGAGCACCAUCAAAAGGGACUCCAACGCCAUUGGUGCGGAUAUAAAGUCCCGGGCGGAGGGUGUGCUGAGUCGACUGCAGGAAAUGGAAGGCACAGCCCACAAGCUGGAAGAAGAACACGGCUCGAAUUCUGCCAUCACACGUAUCGCCAGAACCCAGUACGCUGGCCUCAGCAACGGCUUCCGCGAUGCCAUGUAUGACUAUAACGAGGCUGAGAUGAGCCAUCGGGACAACUGCAAAAUCCAGAUCCAGAGACAAAUGGAGAUAGUCGGACGUGGGGUGACAGGAGAGGAGGUGGAGGAGAUGAUCGAGAAGGGCCAGUGGAACAUCUUUACCGACAACAUUGUGGCUGAGGGUAAAACAGCCCGAUCAGCUCUGACCCAGAUCGAGAAACGUCACCAAGAGCUGGUGGACCUGGAGAGCCGUAUCAAAGGCAUCCACGAGAUUUUCCUGGACAUUGCUCUGCUGGUGGAGGAGCAGGGCUCCAUGAUUACCUCCAUCCAAAGCAACGUUCAGAAAACCGAUGAGAACCUACAGGUAGUCCUCAUCAAACUUGGCAAGGCCAAACGUCACGUCAGCAACAACCCUUUUAGGAAGAUGUUUUGCAGCUGUUUCCCAUGUGUCGAUUAACUACUGUAGAAUACAGAAAAGGGCAGAAGGGCGGCAAAAUACGUCACGUUCUUUCCAGACAAAGAGUAGUGUAGUUUAAAGCUGUUGUGUCGAGAUUGAGAAACAGAAAAUGCCGUGUAAAAUUAUUUAAAAGUUGUAUUCAAGCGAUCGAUUGAUGUUUGUAAUGUUUGCAUGAAAGGUUUGAGACGGGUAUCUUGAACCAGAAUGAAUCCCUCCAUGACUGAGGUGUGAUGCAGACCUGAAACAUAGCAUAGUAUUUAAAAAUAUUUUUCUUGUUUUUAUAGCCUGCUGACUUUUCACAUGGGAGGGAUUGAUCAAAAGCCGAAAUGUGAUGACUGUCACGUUCUUGCGAUUGCAGGCGUGCUAUGUGAAGUGGUUCCUGAGAGAUAGAUGAGACGAAUUAAAACCCACAGAAAUGUCAUCACAUCAAGCACUUCUUACCUUAACUUACUCAAAGUGUCCAACCCAAGUCAUUCAAGUCGAAUAAUUUAUUACUAUGCCUCAAUAUACUGGUAAAAAAAAAAAAAAGGAUUUCUGAGAGGUAGAGCUGAAAGCAAAUGUUUUAGAAAUUGAUCAGUUUUGCUGUAUUGUAUAAAUUGCGAAAAAUGUUGGAUUAAUUCUUACCGUUCUUUGCCCAUAUUGCACAACACUUUUAUUAUUCUACACUUUUUUCUUACAUCUCUUCUGACAACCCCAGUAACUGAGGGGUAUCAGCAGUUUUAAUCGGAUUCUUCGCCAGUCUCAAUGUUAUGCUGGAAUCCUACAUUUGAUGUACUGUGAUGUAUGCUAAUCUGUUACUUUUAACUGUGAUUUUAUGACUUAAAAGUAUAAUACCUUUUAUGUUGUCUCCCUUUCUCCUAUGGUGUCAUGUAUAUUACAUAAAGACUUAUAUUAAAAAUGA